This is a messenger RNA of Austrofundulus limnaeus, 1040 nucleotides long. RefSeq names its product serine palmitoyltransferase, small subunit A (gene sptssa). Gene Ontology annotation, cellular component: serine palmitoyltransferase complex. Gene Ontology annotation, molecular function: serine C-palmitoyltransferase activity. NCBI's taxonomy places the organism in Eukaryota, Metazoa, Chordata, Actinopteri, Cyprinodontiformes, Rivulidae. Gene Ontology annotation, biological process: ceramide biosynthetic process. The record is from RefSeq and is a predicted model, not a curated record.
UUGAACGUCACGGACGAACCAGGAAGUUGGUGUUGCUGCGGUGAAAGGUCUAAAGCUAAGCUGAGUUGUGGGACCGUGAUGGCGCUCGGAGACUGUUGGAAGCAGCUGUCCUGGUUUUAUUACCAGUACYUACUGGUGACCGCGCUCUACAUGCUGGAGCCCUGGGAGAGGACGGUGUUUAACUCUCUGCUGGUCUCUGUGGCCGGCAUGGCGGUSUACACCGGCUACGUCUUCAUGCCGCAGCACAUCAUGGCCAUCCUGCACUACUUUGAGCUGGUCCAGUGAGGUUCGUCCUGACCCGUCCCCCCCCGCCUUCAGACGAGCUGCAGCAGAGCCCCCUCCUCUCCAAAGAGAAUCCUCAGUGAAGAUCAGAGCUGUGGACGUGGGACAGUUCUCAGCUCCGACUUCUUCUUCCUCAGAAAAGAUCCAGAUGUUCAGGUUGGACCGCUGCUCUUUGCUUUAAACUCAGGACUGAUGGACUAAUGAGCUCUAAUUAAUCCAACAACCCAGAUCUGAUCAUCAUCAUCAUCAGUUCAAACCUUCAUCAUAAUUCAGUUUGAACAUCAGAGGUGAAAUUUUUCCAAGUUGAUUCACAGAAACCAAAUAAAACCAGAACUUCCUGGUUUAAAAGCUGAAAGAAAGUGAAAAACAAUCUGCUGCUUUUAUUGUGAAAAAUCAGUUUGUCACAUCCACACAGAUGUGAGAGGUGCAGACGGGUUUUCAGGAGGUUCUAAUUCUUUAAACAUCUUCAUCAUCUGAACACGUCUGAUGUCCAAACGUCUCUUUACUGAAGGUCAGGAACGAUCAGGAGAACUCUUCUUCUGCUGCUGCUGCUGCUCAGCUUUACACAAACACAAAUGUUCAGAUGAACCGUUCCUUCAACAGAUAAAUAAUGUGAGUUUCAGUUCAGUCCCAAACAAACCAUUAUUAAAACUUUCUUUAGCUAAAAUAUCCUGAUCAACCUCAGAGAAAAUUCAUCUAAAUUAGAUUUAAAAUGUCUAGCUGAAAGUAAAGAAAAUAUAACAAGUUUUCUCUUAUUU